Molecule: messenger RNA, 659 nt
Organism: Lactuca sativa (garden lettuce)
Lineage: Eukaryota; Viridiplantae; Streptophyta; Magnoliopsida; Asterales; Asteraceae
Product: V-type proton ATPase subunit e1
Biological process (GO): proton transmembrane transport
Cellular component (GO): proton-transporting V-type ATPase, V0 domain
Molecular function (GO): proton-transporting ATPase activity, rotational mechanism
Source: RefSeq, a predicted model, not a curated record
UAUAAAGACUUGAUAUAUCAUAUAAAAGCAAAACAUAUUUUAUCUAAUAAAAAUUAAAAAUAAGCUCAACGUGCAAGAUCCAGCCGAUCUGCUAUUCUGUAUCAAUUUGGCGACGAUAGAUUUUUGAUUCCUCAAAAAUCACCACCACCAUCCAUCCAUCUCCGACCCUAUUUUCGCCGCUUCCAUCCCCGCAACCGCCUUCUUCUCCUCUCAACAGAUCGAUUCUGACUGCUAUUCACAUCAGAGGGAUCUACAACGAUGGGGUUUCUACUUACAACCCUGAUUUUCGUUGUUAUUGGAAUCAUCGCGUCUCUUUGCGCUCGAAUCUGCUGCAACAAAGGGCCAUCUGCUAAUCUGUUCCACCUCACAUUGGUGAUCACUGCAACAGUAUGCUGUUGGAUGAUGUGGGCUAUUGUAUAUCUUGCACAGAUGAAUCCUCUCAUUGUCCCAAUUCUGAGUGAAAGUGAAUGAGGUUUUUUUAACCUCUUUGGUUUAUAAUUUUGUGAAUUAAGGAUUGAAUGGAAUAGGAAAUAUCAAUAAGCCACGCAUUCUUCUCGGGAUAUACAUUUGUUGUAAAUUAUGUUUGUAUUUUAUUUGAUUUUGAAAAGUGACUGAAUGUUUCUCUUAAUGAAAUAAGCGUCAAGCAAUUGAUUGUACUA